Molecule: messenger RNA, 1473 nt
Organism: Botrytis porri
Lineage: Eukaryota; Fungi; Ascomycota; Leotiomycetes; Helotiales; Sclerotiniaceae
Exons: 2
Coding region: 1-1473 (490 amino acids)
Biological process (GO): GPI anchor biosynthetic process
Cellular component (GO): glycosylphosphatidylinositol-N-acetylglucosaminyltransferase (GPI-GnT) complex
Molecular function (GO): phosphatidylinositol N-acetylglucosaminyltransferase activity
Source: RefSeq, a predicted model, not a curated record
AUGCCGUACAAUAUAGCGAUGGUCAGCGACUUCUUCUUUCCACAACCAGGAGGUGUCGAAAGUCACAUCUACCAACUCUCUACGAAGCUCAUCGACCGAGGACACAAAGUCAUAAUUAUUACACAUGCAUAUGAGGAUAGAACCGGUGUCAGAUACCUUACAAACGGUCUCAAAGUCUACCAUGUUCCAUUCCUCGUUAUGUUUCGUUCUUGUACCUUUCCUACGGUCUUCUCGUUCUUCCCAAUAUUCCGCAAUAUCGUCCUACGAGAGCAGAUUGAAAUCGUUCAUGGUCAUGCAAGCAUGAGUAGCAUGUGUCAUGAAGCCAUAUUACAUGCAAGGACGAUGGGGCUGCGGACUGUAUUCACAGAUCACUCAUUAUUUGGGUUCGCAGAUGCCGGCAAUAUAUUGAUCAACAAGCUCCUCAAAUUUACAUUGAGUGAUGUUGAUCAUGUAGUGUGUGUCAGUCAUACAUGUAAAGAAAACACGGUUUUACGCGCUUCUCUCGAUCCUCUUAUGGUCUCUGUCAUUCCAAAUGCAGUCGUGGCAGAGAACUUUCGACCUCUAUCGCACCCUUCAUAUCCCUCCGACCCCCCAGGAAAGCAUCCUCCACCAGCUCCAUAUCCACUUGGUCCGCACGAUGUGAUCACAAUCGUCGUGGUUUCUAGACUUUUUUACAACAAAGGGACCGACCUAUUGAUUGCAGCAAUUCCCCGAAUUCUCGCCCACCAUCCCAAUGUACAUUUCAUAAUUGCAGGAUCUGGCCCGAAGGCCAUUGAUCUUGAACAGAUGUUGGAGAAGAAUGUGUUACAAGAUAAAGUUGAGAUGCUAGGGCCUGUCAGGCAUGAAGAGGUCCGAGAUGUCAUGGUUAGGGGGCACAUAUAUCUACACCCGAGUUUGACCGAAGCUUUUGGAACUGUGAUAGUUGAAGCUGCUAGUUGUGGGUUGUAUGUUGUAUGCACGCAGGUUGGAGGGAUUCCAGAAGUGCUUCCAUCACAUAUGACAGUUUUUGCCAAGCCAGACGAAGAUGAUCUAGUUGCUGCUACUGGCCGAGCAAUUGCGUCUUUGAGAGCUAACAAAGUUCGUACCGAAAAGUUUCAUGAUCAAGUGAAGCUGAUGUAUUCAUGGACAGAUGUGGCAGAGAGAACAGAAAGAAUUUAUGAUGGAAUCUUCGGCGUUCUGAGCGAAGCAGAAUUCUAUGGAUAUGACGCAGCUGAUGCAGCUAGCUGGAGCGCGGCAAGAGGGAGAGCUGGUGUACAAAGCUUUGCUUUGAUCGAUCGUCUUAAGAGAUACUAUGGUUGCGGAAUAUGGGCAGGUAAACUCUUUUGCCUCUGUGUGAUCAUCGAUUAUCUGUUAUUUUUGCUGCUCGAGGUUGUGGCCCCCAGAGAUAGAAUUGACAUUUCGAGGAGUUGGCCGAAGAAGGUACCACAAGAUUCUUCUAGGAGAGAUCGCGAAAGUAGGAGAGAAUUCGGAUAG